Molecule: messenger RNA, 747 nt
Organism: Cucurbitaria berberidis CBS 394.84
Lineage: Eukaryota; Fungi; Ascomycota; Dothideomycetes; Pleosporales; Cucurbitariaceae
Exons: 5
Coding region: 79-747 (222 amino acids)
Source: RefSeq, a predicted model, not a curated record
CUCAACUAUUCUCUGAGGUUUAUAUAAAUUCUUCAUUGCGGGCUGCGUAGUCCUCGUGACAUAUUAAUCCGAUAAUAUAUGUAUACCACCACAGCAUCACUCGGCCAGACAGCUGAGAGACGACCGUGGAAAUAUGUAGGCUACCGCGGGUUCUGCGAAUUUGUCGACUCCGACCAUGACUUCUUUUUAUUACGUCGCUUUGGUAACUUGAGUGUUCGAAUUCUCCUCGCUCUUCAGGAUGAACUUUGCGAACUCGAGGCACAACUUCAAGUCUUAGAAGAUCUACUGUCAGACCCAGCGGCAGAAGAUAUUCACAAUGGCUCAUUCCGAGAAGAAACCUCAGAAGCGCGACUAGCGCUUAUACGGGAGAUCGAUCGGAAGCUACGAUCAUUCAACGAACUAGUCUUGCAAUACUCUGAGCUUCGCGCACGGCCCAGAGUCGCUCGAAAGGACAUCAACAGCGUGUCGAAUUGGUUCCACAACCACAAGAAUGCUAUACACCCAGACGAGGCGGCCUACAUUAACUCACGUCAUGAUCUUUUCUCCGUGGUAUCAAGAAACAAAACACCAUUACGGCGGCUUUUGGAGGUAUCCCCUCGUUUUCGACUUGCGCGCUUAUGGCGAAAGCCUUCCUCUUUGGAUCUUGGCUUUUUAUCCUUCACAACUGUCGCAAAACCCUUCGAAACUUUAGGGGCAACUGCCGCGUAUGCCGCUGUACUAGUGGUGUUUUUACAGGUUGCGACGUAA